AUGAGGCUGUCGUCGUGCAUACCCUUCGGCCUUCUCGCCAUUCUUCCUAUUGUCGCACCCGCUCAAGUUCCUGUGCACCCCCCGUCGCUAAACAAGCCAACCUACACCCUCGUAGAAGCUCUUAAUGAAGACGAGGACUAUGUCUCCCUCCUUAAGCUCCUCCAGAGAGCGAAGCUCAUCCCCACGCUGAACAGGCUAAAGAAUUGCACAUUCUUUGCCCCCACCAACGACGCCAUUAAGCACCACAGCAAAUCCAACCCGCUCUGGGAACAAGCUCUUAGUAAUGACGCCGAAGACCUCCAGGACAACCUUCAGCUCCGGCUCCGGCAGCAGCUCUUCUACCACCUUCUCAACUAUACCCUCCCCGGCCUCCCGGCCGAGCAAAGUACCCAACACUAUGAUACAUUGCUAUACCCGCGAGAUUAUGCCGAACCUCCUUCGCGAGAACCGCCUCCGUUCCCUCCAUGGAUGCCCGUACAGAACGGCACCCUCGGAACGGACCCUCAGCGUCUUCGCCUCACCGUUGAGGGUGAAACUGUUUGGAUUGGGACGGAUGCAGCGGGGAAGGGUGGCGUGAAGGUCGUGAAGCCGCGCACCGACACGAUGAAUGGGGCUCUUUUCGGAGUGCACAGAGUGGUGGAAAUGCCUUCAGACUUAGCCACUGUCAUCUCCCGUCGGCCGGAACUCUCGUAUUUCAGCAGGAUUCUCACCCCUGGGCUGUCCAAAUUCCUCAAUAGUACUUCCACGCUCACCGUCUUCCUCCCCGUCGACGAUGCCUGGGCGGAGCUCCCGUCGCUCGAAAGGUUGUACCUCGAGAGCGAGUUCGCAGCCGACGACCUGGAACGAAUCCUCAACAUGCACGCGGUGUUGCUGGAAGAGCCGAAGGUCCAUUGGUCGGACUCUUUCACCGAGAGCCCGGUGAAGCUUCCGACCAUCGACGGGCCUGAGCUCGACAUUGUUCCCCAGGACGAGAAGGUCACUGUAUCCGGAGCCAAGCUCAUCGAGAAGGACAUAUAUGCUUCCAACGGGGUUUUGCAUACCGUUUCGACCCUCCUACUCCCCGCAGACGCUAUCAAGUUCACCCCUGAGAAAUAUCUCCUGGCACUCAACUGCACGGAGUUCGUUUCGCUUGUUCAUUCCGUCAACCUCACUCACCUCAUCAACGACACGGCCACCGAGUACACCAUCCUUGCACCUCGGGACGACGUUAUCUCAAUGUUUGGGGACAACGACUUUCCUCAUCGCGGCAGUGAAGAGCUGAAGCGUGUGCUGCAGUAUCACUUCAUCCCGGGGCGCUGGGUGCCGAACAAGUUUGAAGACGGCAUGCUCGUUGAAACCUCUUUGACAGAACGCGGUCUUGGAGGAGGGCGGCAAGUGAUGCCAGUGGAGGUCACCGACGGGGUUAGGGGCUCACAAUCUAAGACAAUCCGGUUCGCGGGUGCCGGUGUCAUGGGAGACGAAGUCCAAAUCGCCAACCAUACCGUCAUCUACUUCCUUUCGCGAGCACUGGCUCCUCCUGUGGACACUAUCGAAACAGCGUCUCCGGAGCUCGAUUACUCGACGUUCAUGACCAGAGUGUUUUCCGUGAACAAUCUCGCCCACACACUGAAGACGACUCCAAAGACAACGUUGCUUAUUCCACCCAACUGGGCGUUCAAGCGACUUGGGCUCCUCGUCAGCACCCACCUUGCUGCAGUCACUCCGUCCUCGAAGGCAGACCUUGAACGCGUUAUCCGCCAUCAUACUCUCACUGGAGUACACUAUGCCGAUUCGCUGGUCAAUGGCUCUCAGCACACCUUCCAGACGUUAGAGGGGUCUGACAUCUCCGCCGAGAGGCGAGGCUCCAGUCACUCCGUCAUUUUCACAUCUAGUGGAGGUUGGGCGGGGAUGCAGUCUGGUCUGUCAGCUCGCGACAUGCUCACCCAAACCGGCGUCAUCCACGAAAUCACCGAUCUCAUGAUCCCUCGCUCUGUAGAACUCACAGUCGGGAAGCUCGUUAAGGCAGCCAAGGGGUCUACGAUGACUACCAUGGUCAUCAAGGCCGGCUUCGAGUGGGUUCUGAACGGUACUGCGCCCCCUGUAGGUUCACCUUGGGCUGACAAAGGCCUUGGUGGGGCCGGUUGGACACUCCUCUGCCCUACGGAUGACGCAUUCAAGGAGGUCAACUUGACGGAACUGUAUUCGGAUGAAGAAAGCCUCCGCGCUAUUGUCGCCCAGCACCUUAUCCCCACCCCUUCCUCACUGCCCUCCACCUCCAUCAUUGUCGACACGUUUGUCAACAAUCGCCCACUCCCUCUCGAAGACUCCGCAACGUAUACGACACUGCACAGCACCGCAUCCGCGUUCGGUGAUAUCAUUGUUCGCGUCCUCGAUGGCAGCAAAGGCGAGGAUGGCAUUGUCAUUGGUAUCAAGGGUGCCCGGGGCAAGAACGGCGAGCAAGAUUGGGCCUCCGUUGCACAAUGGGGUCGUUCAACAACAGGUGGAGGCACCGGAGGUGUCAUUCAGAUCGAUCGCCUUUUGUUCCCUUACGAGCCUAGCUGGUACGUCCAGUACGGGUCCCAGGUAAUACAAGCAGAAGCAGCCAUGAGCGACGCCCCAGCAGCUGAGGAAGUCCACCGCUCGUCGACGGCGGAGUCGAUCAGGUCGUUCGUUGCAGGAGGAGCAGGAGGCGUCGCUGCGGUACUUGUCGGUCACCCAUUCGACCUCACCAAGACUCGGCUGCAAACUGCCACGCCCGGGACGUACACCGGCGCGAUAGAUGUGGUGAAGAAGGCAUUGGCUCGGGACGGUGUGACUGGUCUCUACCGCGGUGUCGUGCCCCCACUUGUGGGUGUAACACCCAUCUUCGCCAUGUCCUUCUGGGCAUAUGACAUGUCUAAGAUGCUCAUCCUUAGUGCGACCCCCAAUCGCACGAACAAGGAGCUCUCGAUACCCGAGCUCGCGGCCGCAGGAUUUCUCUCGGCUGUACCCACCACCCUGGUCACUGCGCCGGUAGAGCGGGCAAAAGUUCUACUCCAGAUUCAAGGACAGGGACAGGGCGGUCCCCAGUACAAAGGCGUGUUCGACGUAGUCAAGCACUUAUACCGCGAAGGAGGUCUUCGCAGCGUGUUCCGUGGGUCGGUGGCGACCGUCGCGCGUGACGGUCCCGGCAGCGCCGCAUAUUUCGCGGCCUACGAGGUCACGAAAAAGUUUCUCACCCCUGCUGGGCAGUCGCCGUCUGAACUGAACCUGGGGGCGAUCAUCAUGGCGGGAGGCACUGCAGGUCUCGCGAUGUGGUCCAUCGCGAUCCCACCAGACGUCAUCAAAUCAAGAAUCCAGUCUGCGCCUAACGGGACGUACACCGGUUUCAUGGACUGCGCAAGAAAGACGAUUGCCGCUGACGGAGUAGGUGCUUUGUGGAAAGGUCUGGGCCCCGCAAUGGCUCGGGCCUUCCCUGCGAAUGCGGCCACUUUCCUGGGGGUGGAAGCAACGAAGAAGCUCAUGGACAGAUUUCUAUAG
Messenger RNA from Epithele typhae, 3498 nucleotides. RefSeq lists its product as uncharacterized. Gene Ontology annotation, cellular component: mitochondrial envelope. Lineage: Eukaryota; Fungi; Basidiomycota; Agaricomycetes; Polyporales; Epitheliaceae. Gene Ontology annotation, molecular function: O-acyl-L-carnitine transmembrane transporter activity. The transcript is spliced from 14 exons. The record is from RefSeq and is a predicted model, not a curated record. Gene Ontology annotation, biological process: mitochondrial transport; carnitine transmembrane transport. The coding region runs from base 1 to 3498 and encodes 1165 amino acids.